ACGGUCCGCGAUGUCGAGCAUUUUAGUCACUACGGCGCCACGGCUCAGGGUGAAGGGCAAUACGAGCGCCAACCCCUGCAUGCCUAUGGGAAAAGAAAACUAAGCAAGCGGUUACCCGGAGUUGGAGGCGCAUGUCGUAGAAGGAGAUGA
Messenger RNA from Bipolaris oryzae ATCC 44560, 150 nucleotides. RefSeq lists its product as uncharacterized. The record is from RefSeq and is a predicted model, not a curated record. Lineage: Eukaryota; Fungi; Ascomycota; Dothideomycetes; Pleosporales; Pleosporaceae. The annotation marks the transcript as partial. The transcript has a single exon.